Molecule: messenger RNA, 720 nt
Organism: Acanthosepion pharaonis
Lineage: Eukaryota; Metazoa; Mollusca; Cephalopoda; Sepiida; Sepiidae
Source: the annotation of a GenBank genome assembly
AUGUCUCUAUCUAUACUUUUCUCUCUUAACUUUUCUAGCUAUGCUCCUUUUACUUUCGUCUUACACCACGUCCUUUCUUUCUCUGUAUUCUCUCUCUCUCCCCCCCUCUCUCUCUCUCUCUUCAUUUGUGUUUAUCUCAUUUUAUCCUUCUUUCUUACCUCUCUUUCUAUUUUAUCCGCCAUUUUUUUGUAUUGUUCACAUUACUUAAUCUUUAUUUUUCUUUCUUUUUAUUUCAUUCUUUUUUGUUUUGUUUUUUUCUUUCUUCCUUUUUUUCUUUCGAUUUCUGUUCUGUCUUUCGUUUUUUAUCUUUUUUUUGCUUUGCUUAUAUUUUGUUUCUUUUAUUUUCUUUUUAUUUUGUUUCUUUCUCUCUUUAUCCUUUUCUUUUUUCUUUCUUCUUUCUUUUCUUUUGUUUUCUUUCUUCAUUCUGUUUUUCUUUCUUUCCCUUUCUCACUUUUUCUAUUUUUCUUUCUUUCCUUCUAUCUUUCUUUCUUUCUUUCAUUCUUUCUUUUCUUUUCUUUUUCUUUUCUUUUUUCUUUCUUCUUUCUUUCCUUUCUUUUUCUUUUUUUAAAUUUCUUCUUUUCUUCAUUCUUUCUUUCUCUUUUCUUUCUUUCUUUCUCUUUUCUUUCUUUCUUUCUUUCUUUAUUUCUUUAUUUAUUUAUUAAUCAGCAGUCUUUUCAUAAGUCGUCUUCACCUGUAAAUUGUGGCAGUAAAUUUACAUAA